Hipposideros armiger (great roundleaf bat) is the source of this 2693-nucleotide messenger RNA. It is a transcript of the gene SYCE2, whose product is annotated as synaptonemal complex central element protein 2. Gene Ontology annotation, cellular component: central element. The coding region runs from base 1850 to 2428 and encodes 192 amino acids. Gene Ontology annotation, biological process: synaptonemal complex assembly. The record is from RefSeq and is a predicted model, not a curated record. The transcript is spliced from 5 exons. Lineage: Eukaryota; Metazoa; Chordata; Mammalia; Chiroptera; Hipposideridae.
GUUGCCCAGAGCUCAUGCUCUUAACCAACUGAGCCACUCCGCCGGCCCUCUGAGGAAGCAUUUUAAAGUAAAUUCCAGCUGCCAUUGCUGCUUGCCACACGUCUUCAGGGAUAGUGUAUAUUUGGAAAUGUGGACACUGGCGCACCCAGCAAAGUUGAUAACUGAAGCCAAUGGCUUCACUGGUCCCAGGGCCCUAUGGGCACCAAUAUCCCAAGAGCACUCCAGUCACAUCUUUUUAUUUCAAAUUAACUAAUUCAGUCAUGCAGAAAAAUACUGAUUCAUGCAACAAAUGCACACUUCCUAAGUGCCAGCACUGUUCAUAAAUGAAGUCUCCUCAUAGGCAAAGUGGACUUGGUCCAUGCCCUCUGGAGCUGACAUGGGGAGGGCACUUGGAGAACAUGAUAAACAAAUACAGAAAUGAAGGAGUAAAGGCCUUACUGAAAAACAAAGGCAGCUGAGUAUGGUGAAUAUAUAAUAAAGCAUAAUUCAACAAACACCCAGGAAUCCAUCCCACACCCUGUUUGAUCAAAUCUGAACUUUAUAGCACUUGCUUUGGAUCUUUUUAGGCCUAAGUGACCAAUGGGUUUGAAGACCCUAUGGGCUUAUCCUAGAUCAUUUUGCCUUCACCCUGCUGAAGUUAUUAUCCUCUCCUGAAUUUGGUGUUCAUUCUCAUGUGAUGUAACAUUUUUACUACUUGUAUGUAUUAUUUUCACAAGACAUUUCAUUUUGCAUGUUUUUAAAAGUUACACAAAUGGUGCACCAUAAAAAUCCUACAUCGUGUGUGUUGCUUUUAUUUUGGUUCUAUGUGCUUAUGUUUGUGUGCAUGCUUAACAAUAAGCCUUUGAGAGUUUUCUCAGUAGAUAAUCCUCCAACCUUCAAAUCUAAUGCUGCAGAAAGAUGUAUUUUAUUUAACUUGUGGCUUUGCCACAAAAUACUAAUGUAGUUACUGUGUAUUAAACUCUUGGUAUGUUCCAGAUGUUUUAUCCCUGAAACCCUUACAAUAGCCUGAUUGUUUUUAGAUCCUAUCACCUUGGUAGUAGAUGAAGAUGGGUUUUGAGAGUGAGUGGCAAUUUUAUAAUCAUCGUUGCAGGUAAGAGAUAGAGCCCAGGUUCAAAUUCAUGUUUUCCAGAAUGUAGGUGUCAAGAUGUGUGCCCUAGUGUGUGUGACCCAGGACAGAGCCCCUCACAGAAGGGCUGAGCAAUGUGAACCGAUUCCCACUGCCCCCUCCACAUGGACACUGUGACAGGUGUCCCAGAGAGAGCUCCCUCCACCUCCUUCCCAGUCUAUUAUGCAAAUAUUUUCUCCUUGUCUGUGGCUCCUAGCGUGUCAACAAUAACGUUGUUACUAUUAAGGUAUUGUACUAUUAAGGGAUAUUGGUCCAACUCUGUAAGGGCCAGACCUCACCAUGCUGUCAAGGAGCUUCUAGUUCUGGAGCGCACAGGUAACUCAUUCAAGGAGGUAACAAUCAACUUUUUCACUGGAGGCAAUAAAUCGUAAUCAGGGACUAGCAAGGGUCAGAAUCUUUUAUUGGAAAGAUUUCUUUGGGCACAGCAGAUGAACUGAAACUUGAUGACUAAGCUCAGGGUCCACUGAAUUCCCGAUACCUACGUUGGGCCGGGGAAACGCACACAGCCUCCCACGCGUGCACAAAAACCAACCCCACCCCACCCUCCCCGGUCGGGGCCCGCUGCGCACGCAGCCCCAGAACAACCCAACCGCCAAAUAACGGCCGGCGCGCUUUGCUGCGCGCGCACAUCCCCCAAAGGAGGCGGGGCCAGGAAGCGCGCUGCAUCACGUGCGUGUGGCGGCGCGUGCGCAGGGUGCAGACGAGAAGGCGGGAAAAGGCGGGAUGGAGCGACAGGGAGUCGACAUACCGCACAUAGAGUGCAAGGACCAGGACCCACAGCCGUUGGGGGAGAGCAAGGAGCAGCCGCAGGGCGAGGAGAGCUGCGAAGACGAAGCCGGUCGGGGGCCAGCGAGAAGUCAGGCUUCUAGCCCCUCUAUCGCCACCUCCAGUGCCAACUGCCAGCUGAUGAUGCUGGAAGGGCAGUCAGGACCCUGCUUUUCCUCUCUGGACUCGAGCAUUGAGAUCCUGAAGAAGAGGGCCCAGGAGCUGAUUGAAAACAUCAACGAGAGCAGGCAGAAGGACCAUGCACUCAUGACCAACUUCAGGGACAGCCUCAAGAUCAAGGUUUCGGACCUGACAGAGAAGCUAGAGGAGAGGAUGUAUCAGCUUUAUAAUCACCACAACAAGAUCAUUCAGGAAAAACUCCAAGAGUUCACCCAGAAAAUGGCAAAGAUCAGCCAUUUGGAAACAGAGCUCAAACAAGUGUGCCACACUGUGGAGACCGUGUACAAAGACCUAUGCAUCCAGCCAGAGGCUACUACUUUGAAAGAAGAACAGACCCACAAAGAUGGCGCGUGCUGACAGCUUCUGGGAGAGUCGCCUCGUAGUGACAGCCACCAAGAGAUGGCUCAAAGGCCACCAUUCUGGCCACACUUAGAAAAUUGUUUUUCACAGUUCUGUAAUGCAUCUUGGCAAAAAAAAAAAAAAAGAAAAGCUCCUUGUGCCAGACCCAAAAGGCAGCAAGUCCAGCCACCACCAUGGGCCCAGCUUUGGUGCCCCCCACAUGUGGCAAAUUCACCCCAUCCCAGCCCUGCACAGUUCAUUAAAUGUUUGAUUUUCAACCCAA